CUCACAAGGCGCUCUUUAAGCCCCGGUGUUGCCACACAGAGCAGCCAUUCAUCGGCUCUACAGUCAGCCACACACACUCCUAUGCUGAACCACUGGGCAUCUAAAUUGAUUUAGCUGCUAUAUCUGAGGAGGAUUUCCAUCCGGCGGUGGAGACAGUUUGGACACUUUUACGCAGCAUGGCUCUGGCUGAGAAGAACCAGCAAUAACCGGAACAGUUGGAGACCGCAGACUUUGAUUAAAAUAACUUUGGACUAUCUCAUAAUAACAUCGCAUUUGAGGGCUAUCUUGUCAUCUUAGUUAAACUUUGGGAAAGAAGAAGAAGAAAAACAGAAAAUGUCCGGUGAGGAGCACAGCCUGUCUGAGGCGGAGCUGAGUCCCGGAGGGUCAGACGAUGUCCACUCAUUGUCACCGACCCAGGCCGGAGCGCCGCCCGGUCAGGACUCCCCUCUGACCGGGCCGCCGCCGCAGCUCACCGCGCUAUGCGUGGCGGAGGGCGACGACCGGAGCCGGAGCGGAGCCAAAUCGGAGGAGGAGGACGACCGCUUCCCGAUCGGCAUCAGGGAGGCGGUGAGCCAGGUGCUGGAUGGAUAUGACUGGACACUUGUGCCCAUGCCGGUGCGCGUAAACAACGGAAAUAAAGCGAAACCGCACGUCAAAAGGCCCAUGAACGCCUUCAUGGUGUGGGCGCAGGCGGCGAGGAGGAAGCUGGCCGACCAGUACCCCCACCUGCACAACGCGGAGCUCAGCAAGACCCUGGGGAAACUGUGGAGGCUGCUGAACGAAAACGACAAGAGGCCAUUCAUCGAGGAGGCGGAGAGGCUGAGGAAACAGCACAAGAAGGACUACCCGGAGUACAAGUACCAGCCCCGGAGACGCAAAAACGGCAAGCUGACGCCUGCCAGCGAGUCCGACAGUCAGGGGGAAGGGGAGGCCAGCCACUCCCAGUCACACUACAAGACCCUGCAUCUGGAACACAACGGAGGGGCAGGCUCUCCCCUGAGCGACCUGCACCACCACCACCACCAUCACCACCAUCCUGCUGGUCAGGGUCACAGCCCGCCCACACCCCCCACCACCCCAAAGACAGAGCUCCAGUCUGGGAAGCUGUCAGAUGCCAAGAGGGAGGGGGGAGCCGGAGCGGCUGGGGGAUCAGGGGGGUCCAGGGGAGCCCUCGGAGUGGGGGCCGAUGGGGCGUCUGGGGGCCCGUCAUCGAGCGCUAAACCCCACAUCGACUUUGGUACUAUGGACAUCGGUGAGAUCAGCCACGAGGUGAUGUCCAACAUCGAGCCAUUUGACGUGAACGAGUUUGACCAGUACCUGCCCCCGAACGGCCACCCUCAGAGCGGCGCCGGGGCCCCGACGGCGGGGUCCUCGGCCUCGUCCUACGCGUACGCGCUCGCCGCGGCCAGCGGCCACUCGGCCUGGCUCUCCAAGCAGCAGCAGCAGCAGCCUCAGGCCUCGCCGUCUUCGUCCGACCCCUCCAAGGCUCAGGUGAAGAUCGAGUCGGCGUCCGCCAGCCACUACGCCGAGGCCUCCUCCUCUCCCUCCUCAGGCACCCAUGUCACCUACACCCCGCUCAGCCUGCCUCACUACGGCUCCGCCUUCCCCUCGCUGGCCUCCAGGGCUCAGUUUGAGUAUGGAGAGCACCAGGCCCCCGGGGCGUACUAUGCCCACUCCAGCCAGGCCCCGGGGCUGUACUCAGCCUUCUCCUACAUGGGUCCCACACAGAGGCCUCUGUACACCACCAUCGGAGACCCCUCCAGCGUGGCCCCCUCUCACAGCCCCACACACUGGGAGCAGCCUGUUUACACCACACUCACAAGACCCUGAGGGAGACCAGCUGAGCAGAGGAAAUAUGGGAAGCGUGUGAGUGGAUCAGUGUGUCUGUGUG
Molecule: messenger RNA, 1891 nt
Organism: Salarias fasciatus (jewelled blenny)
Lineage: Eukaryota; Metazoa; Chordata; Actinopteri; Blenniiformes; Blenniidae
Product: transcription factor Sox-10-like
Exons: 4
Coding region: 334-1830 (498 amino acids)
Biological process (GO): enteric nervous system development; negative regulation of transcription by RNA polymerase II; morphogenesis of an epithelium
Cellular component (GO): nucleus
Molecular function (GO): DNA-binding transcription factor activity, RNA polymerase II-specific; RNA polymerase II cis-regulatory region sequence-specific DNA binding
Source: RefSeq, a predicted model, not a curated record